Molecule: messenger RNA, 1594 nt
Organism: Anas platyrhynchos (mallard)
Lineage: Eukaryota; Metazoa; Chordata; Aves; Anseriformes; Anatidae
Gene: SYT12
Product: synaptotagmin 12
Biological process (GO): calcium ion-regulated exocytosis of neurotransmitter; synaptic vesicle endocytosis
Cellular component (GO): exocytic vesicle; plasma membrane
Molecular function (GO): phosphatidylserine binding; calcium ion binding; clathrin binding
Source: RefSeq, a predicted model, not a curated record
CGGGGGCUGCAGGGGGCGGGCGGCGGCUGGGGCCGCACCUGGGGGGCGGGAGGGGGCGGCCCCUCCCGCAGUCCCCGCUCCAGCCGCCCGCUGCCAGCACCCCCCCGGCCGCAAAAUGAGCUUUUUCUCCCUUUUCUCCCCAAAGGAGCGGCUGUCCCACUAGCGGGGAGUGCUUGCCAUGGACAGCGACCACGCGGGCAGGUACCGCCUGAGCGUGGCCGCCAGCCCGCCGCGCUGGGAGGUCGGCAUCUACGCCGCGGGCGCGCUGGCACUGCUGGGGAUCGCGGCCCUCAACCUGUGGAAGCUCUGGCGCUCCGGCAGCUACCCGGCGCCGUCCCCCUUCCCCAACUAUGACUACCGCUACCUGGAGCAGAAAUACGGGGCGGCGUGCUCGGAUGUCAAGCACAAGCGCGGGGCCACCAUGGGCUCACAGAGGGGGCUGGAGAAGACGUCGCCCGUCCGCCAAGCCAGCCUGCGGGCGGCUGACACCUUCGAGAGCAUCAAUGAGCUGGGGAGCCUGGAGCUGAUGAGCAAAGACCUGGGGCUGGCCCCCUAUGGCCCCUUGAAGAAAUCCAUCUCGGCCGACUCGCUCAGCUCCAUCUCCUCCAUCGGGAACAACUUCGGGCAGGACGUCACCGUGGGGCAGGUGGAGGUGUCCAUGGAGUACGACGGGAAGGCGGCCACCUUGCACGUGACGCUGCUGCAGGGCAAGGACCUGCUGGAGAAGGAGGACACGCGCUUCGAGUCCUGCUUCAUGCGCAUCAGCCUGCUGCCGGCUGAGCAGAUCGUCGGCAUCUCCCGGAUCCAGCGGAGCGCCUACGCCGUGGCCUUCGACGAGCGCUUCUCCAUCCCGCUGGACCCGGCGGCGCUGGAGGAGAACAGCCUGCGCUUCUCCGUCUUCGGCAUCGACGAGGACGAGAGGAACGUCAGCACCGGCGUGGCCGAGCUCAAGCUCUCCGACCUGGACCUGGCCCUGCGCCCCUUCAACGCCUGGCUCUACCUGCAGGACAUGAACAAGGCGGUGGACACGGUGGGGGAGAUCCUGCUGUCGCUGAGCUACCUGCCCACGGCCGAGCGGCUGACGGUGGUGGUGGUCAAAGCCAAAAACCUCGUGUGGUCCAACGGCAAAGUGACCGCAGAUCCCUUCGUCAAGGUCUACCUGCUGCAGGACGGGAGGAAGAUCAGCAAGAAGAAGACGGCGGUGAAGAGGGACGACAACAACCCCGUGUUCAACGAGGCCAUGAUCUUCUCGGUGCCGGCCAUCGUGCUCCAGGACCUGUCCCUGCGGGUGACGGUGGCGGAGAGCGGCGAGGACGGCCGUGCCGACAACACGGGCCACGUCCUCAUCGGCCCGGCGGCCAGCGGCAUGGGCAUCACCCACUGGAACCAGAUGCUGGCCACGCUGAGGAAGCCCGUGUCCAUGUGGCACCCGCUGCGGAGGAACUAAAGCUGCCGGCGGGGGGGAGCCCCGCGUGCCCCCGGGACCCUGCGCCCCGACGGCGGCUGAGGGCCGUGCCCAGAGGUCUGGGGCUGGCCCCAAAGGGCAGAGCUGCUGGCACGCCUCGGCCCCAGCAUCCUGCUGCCGAAAGCCUGG